UCUGUGUUGUUGAGUCAGGUAUUCUGUCUAUGUUGUUGAGUCAGGUAUUACCCUGGGUCUAUGUUGUUGAGUCAGGUAUUCCCCUGGGCCUAUGUUGUUGAGUCAGGUAUUCCCCUGGGCCUAUGUUGUUGAAUCAGGUAUUCUGUCUAUGUUGUUGAGUCAGGUAUUCCCCCGAGUCUGUGUUGUUGAGUCAGGUAUUCCCCUGAGUCUGUGUUGUUGAGUCAGGUAUUCUGUCUGUUGUUGAGUCAGGUACUCCCCUGAGUCUGUGUUGUUGAGUCAGGUAUUCUCCUGGGCUUGUGUUGUUGAGUCAGGUAUUCCCCUUGGUCUGUGUUGUUGAGUCAGGUAUUCCCCUGGGUCUGUGUUGUUGAGUCAGGUAUUCCCCUGAGUCUGUGUUGUUGAGUCAGGUAUUCCCCUGGGUCUGUGUUGUUGAGACAGGUAUUCCCCUGGGCCUGUGUUGUUGAGUCAGGUAUUCCCCUGGGCCUGUGUUGUUGAGUCAGGUAUUCCCCUGGGCCUGUGUUGGUGAGUCAGGCAUUCUGUCUAUGUUGUUGAGUCAGGUAUUCCCCUGGGUCUAUGUUGUUGAGUCAGGUAUUCCCCUGGGUCUAUGUUGUUGAGUCAGGUAUUCCCCUGGGCCUGUGUUGGUGAGUCAGGCAUUCUGUCUAUGUUGUUGAGUCAGGUAUUCCUCUGGGUCUGUGUUAUUGAGUCAGGUAUUUUGUCUAUGUUGUUGAGUCAGGUAUUCCCCUGGGCCUAUGUUGUUGAGUCAGGUAUGCUGUCUAUGUUGUUGAGUCAGGUAUUACCCUGGGUCUAUGUUGAUGAGUCAGGUAUUACCCUGGGUCUAUGUUGUUGAGUCAGGUAUUCUGUCUAUGUUGUUGAGUCAGGUAUUACCCUGGGUCUAUGUUGUUGAGUCAGGUAUUCCCCUGGGCCUAUGUUGUUGAGUCAGGUAUUCCCCUGGGCCUAUGUUGUUGAGUCAGGUAUUCUGUCUAUGUUGUUGAGUCAGGUAUUCCCCUGGGCCUAUGUUGUUGAGUCAGGUAUUCCCCUGGGCCUAUGUUGUUGAGUCAGGUAUUCCCCUGGGCCUAUGUUGUUGAGUCAGGUAUUCUGUCUAUGUUGUUGAGUCAGGUAUUCCCCUGGGCCUAUGUUGUUGAGUCAGGUAUUCUGUCUAUGUUGUUGAGUCAGGUAUUCUGUCUAUGUUGUUGAGUCAGGUAUUCUGUCUAUGUUGUUGAGUCAGGUAUUCUGUCUAUGUUGUUGAGUCAGGUAUUCUGUCUAUGUUGUUGAGUCAGGUAUUCCCCCCCUGGGCCUAUGUUGUUGUUGUAUGGCCCUGAACAUUGUGCUUUCUGAAAACAAACUUGAGACGUAGCCCAGCAGAUGAGGAGGGCCGACAUCUGAGGAUACAGUGAUUUGAGACGUAGCCCAGCAGAUGAGGAGGGCCGACAUCUGAGGAUACAGUGAUUUGAGACGUAGCCCAGCAGAUGAGGAGGGCCGACAUCGGAGGAUACGGUGAAUUGAGACGUAGCCCAGCAGAUGAGGAGGGCCGACAUCGGAGGAUACGGUGAUUUGAGACGUAGCCCAGCAGAUGAGGAGGGCCGACAUCGGAGGAUACAGUGAUUUGAGACGUAGCCCAGCAGAUGAGGAGGGCCGACAUCGGAGGAUACGACACAGUCCAGGAGGAUAACUCACAUCUCUGCUGAGCAGAAGAGACGUUUCAACAUCAAGCUAGGCUUUGAUAGUCUGCCGAGUCUCGUUACCACGAUGAGCUCUCAGCCAAGUAUAAAGAACGUCGUCACCAUGUACGAUGGGGCGAGGGUGCCUUCCCCCCAGGACAUUGUUAACGGUGUGCUUCCUACGGCCGUGGCCGUGGCAGGGACAGGAGCCGGGGAGGGCGGGUCAGUGUCGGUACCCGCCCCGGCUGUGGGGCCCAAUCCAGAAGAAGAGGAGGUUCCAGAGGAGGAGCCUAGUCCGGAGCCUGUCCUAGUGAAGAAGGCCCACAGGGAGAUCCUAGACCAUGACAGAAAGAGGAGGGUGGAGCUGAAAUGCAUGGAGCUCCAGGAGAUGAUGGAGGAACAGGGGUACUCUGAGGAGGAGAUCAGGCAGAAGGUCUGCACCUUCAGACAGAUGCUGAUGGAGAAAGAAGGAGUGAUCACCAGAGAGAGAGCACACACUGACCCAACGGUCAAGGUCCAUGGUGAGGUGCAGACAGACCCAGCUGAAGGUUACCAUGAGGACGGCGAAUGGCACAGAGAUAAAGACGGUUAUAGAAUGAAGAGGAACUCUAGCAGCUCUCCAUCUCCCCGACCAAAGAAGAGGAAGAAGAAGAAACGUGCGGUCAGAAGGAGUCGGUUUGACAGCUCAUCUCCCUCCCGCAGAGAGAAGAAGAAGAAGAGUGGGAAAAAACACAAGCGAGACAGGUCGACGUCUGGUCAUAGGAGAAAGAGGAGAUACAGAUCGGGUAGCCCGAAGAACAAACUGAAAGACAAAACCAGAAAGAGGCCCAACUCCAAGCACAAGACAGAAGGACACAAGGCCUGUGUGAGCCCGUCCCCGUCUCCGUCCCCCGGUCCUGACGGUCCUGUCACGUGGCACAACGGGCACCACCACCGCGACCGCGGCUUCAACGGCAAGGCGGGCAGACUCAACCACAGCCACGCGGUCGAGGAGGACAAGGAGCAAGAAAAGCUGAGAAUGCUGACUGCUGUUUCUCCGGGAGCCCAGUCGACCACGAUACUGCCACAACUGAGAGGAGGAGAGAACAAGGCCCACACUGCCCUCUACAGGGCCCCAGGAAGUACUGCUGCCCAGGCUGGAGAGGCCUUACAUGGGGAGGACAGGCAGACGACGGACCUGGGGUCAUCAGGGAGAUGGGGAGGUCACAGAGUCCAGGGGAAGCGCUUCCAUUCACCGACUCACAGCAGUGACUCCGCCCACUCUCAACAUAACCUGCAUCCUCACAGAGAAAAGAGCUCUCACCAGAAGAAGACUAAAAGAUCCCACUCUUCCAAGCGUCACCGCCGUGGGGGUCGCGGACAGGCCCAUCACCAGAGGCUGUCUGCAUCCCCAGGGCGGCACCACCAUGCGUCUGGGUCAGGCACCAAGAAGAGUGAGUCUCGGGGGCGGGGCGGUGGCGGUGUCGGUGUCCGCCAGCGCAGCAGCUCCUGGAGCUCAGGACGGUCCUCAUCAUGCUCUGCCUCCAGAGAGAGAGGCCCCAGCAAGGCCAAGUCUCUCCACGUCCAUGCCAGACAGAACAAUUCCAGUUUUUCCGCUAAGGACAGAGACAGUCCUCACCACUCUGACGCUGACCGUGCUCACCGUCGUUCCAGGAGCUACUCUCCCAUCAGGAAGAGGAGACGAGACUCUCCCAGCUUCAUGGAGGCUCGCAGGAUCACCAGCGCUCGGAAGCGGCCUAUCCCGUACUACCGCCCCAGCCCUUCCUCCUCCAGUUCCAUGUCAAGCCCCUCCCAUUCAGGGAGGAGUCGCAGCCGCAGCUACAGCUGCAGUCACAGCCGCACCAGGAGCCACAGCCGCUCACGCAGCCCCAGGAGCCACAGCCGCUCACGCAGCCCCAGGAGCCACAGCAACUACAGUCGCAGCAGCUAUGAAAGCCCCGGCUUCUGAUGAGAGAGAGAGACAGAGAGAGGGGAGUUGGGGGGGCUGCGUCCCUGAUUGGCCCAAACACAGGGUCAGACCUUCUCUGUUUUUUAUACCAUCCUCAGUCUCCAUCUCUGUAUACCAGCGUUAACCAGAGCCUGGAUCUGAAAUAUCGAUUUGUCUUCACACAGGCACUUAUUUAAAAUAACAUUUUUCAGAUCAUGCUUUUAGAAAAUAAUUGAUAAAGAACAAUUCUGUAAGCACUUUCUCUAUAUGUUUCUGCAUAGCAAAAGUAAA
Oncorhynchus keta (chum salmon) is the source of this 3873-nucleotide messenger RNA. Its product is annotated as serine/arginine repetitive matrix protein 3-like. The record is from RefSeq and is a predicted model, not a curated record. Bases 1744 to 3603 code for a protein of 619 amino acids. Gene Ontology annotation, molecular function: mRNA binding. Lineage: Eukaryota; Metazoa; Chordata; Actinopteri; Salmoniformes; Salmonidae. The transcript is spliced from 15 exons.